Molecule: messenger RNA, 1944 nt
Organism: Vanessa atalanta (red admiral)
Lineage: Eukaryota; Metazoa; Arthropoda; Insecta; Lepidoptera; Nymphalidae
Exons: 6
Coding region: 89-637 (182 amino acids)
Source: RefSeq, a predicted model, not a curated record
CUGCAUCGGGGCUCAGAUGACGUAUAUUCCACAUUUGUUGUGUCUGAUUUUUUAGAUUCGUGGUGUUAUAAAGUUUUGAAUCGUGAAAAUGUUAUUAUAUUGUGAUCAAGAGACCGGCUCGGGAACAAACCGCAAAACGACGAGUGACGAAAGUAAACAGGAGGUCAGCAUGCAACCGGAUUCGAGCAGCGAGUCGUCGUCUGAAGACGAAUCGGCUCCACCAGAUGACACUCAAUAUUAUUAUGAUAAAGCCAUUGCGGAGUCACUUGCGGAGAACAUGUAUAAUCUAUCAGUGGAGUCGGACGAAGAUGACGACUACGAUGAUUUGAAUCCAUCGCCCUCUUCUCGGCCACCAAAACAGCCGUUUGUGUUUGAAUGCUAUUCCGAAGAUGAUUCCGAAGAAUCAGAUAUCUAUAACAAGAUAAGCAAAAUUGCGGGGUUGGAACACUUGGUCGUGAACAGCCCUCUUUGGUACGCGCAUGUAAAGCCACACUUGACUGAACUAGAACGAGAGGAAUUGUGGAACAGAACUCCUUGGGCAGUAAAAUUUUAUUGGGAUGACUCCGACGACGCUGACGCUGAUGAUGAAGCUGCUCCUCCGCUUUUUAAGGAUCAGUACUAUAUCGCAGUUAUUUAAAGCGUUAUAAUCAAGUUUUUCUUUCAAUUUAAAGUAUUUUGUAUUUUCGUUUCAACAAUCUUUAUAUCCUCUUAAGUUUAGCAACUUGUAAGGAGGGCGUUGCGAAAUUGGAGUGUUAUUUAUUUUUCGAUUGGUAAAUAUUAUAAAAUUAUAUGAAACGUGUCAAUGAAACUUAUCAGAUAAAUCUGAUAUUAUUUAUAUAUAAAAAAAUAUAUAUAUAAUAAGAUAUAAAUACUGGACGUGGAAACCCAGAUAAACACAGUAAUGAUGGUAAUAAUAUAUGAGUAGAGUUUUUGGUAAGGGAGAGAUGUCUCUGUGAAUAUAUAAUAGAAGAAAUCUGGUAUUAACAUUAAAAUCAUCGGCGGCACUACAAUAAUGAAGAGAUAAACAUUCAUUUUAUUUAUUAUGUUAUUUCAAAUCUGACAUUAGAAAUGAACGGUUAGAUACUAAUAUAUUGAUGUUAUUUUGAGUAAUUUUUUUCUUGGUAGCAAAUUAUAUGUUUCUAAAAUAAGAGAUUCGUUUUUGAACAUUGACAGUGCCAGCUGAUUUUACACUGAAGUAUGAGGUUUCUUCUAGAGACAUCUCAUAAUAUGAGUUUUUAGCUUAUAACUUUGAUUUGCAAGCAUUUUAUUAUGUUCGGGUAAAUCGUAGUCACGAAAUUGUUUUAUAGAAAUAAGAAAAAUACUAUAUUGUCCCACAAACAUGCGGAAUCGAAUUCGGAAGAUUACAUAAUAUAUAGAUAACAAGCAGCAUAAGUAAAUUUAUAUUAUUAUUAUAAAAAUAUGGGGAUGACCUGAAAUCAAGGUAGUUUGUAAAUAUGUAUAAUCGUAAAAAAUAAAAUAUAAUGAUAUACUUUCUGUAUCUCUUAAUUUUAUUAUAAUUUAUUUCAAACAAUUUACUUUGUUCGUUUUUCCUUACUGUUUAAUAUUAUUGUUGGUUCGUUCUUUAAAUUUAACUUUUCUCAUAUUAUUCAGAAUUCUUCCAUCUAAAACGUUGGAUUUGUCAUUCUGAGGUAUAUUAUAUAAUAUGUGUAUCGCACAAUGGAACGAAUAUAUAUGAACUUCAAUACUAGCAUUCAAUAUUGUAUACAUGAUGCGCUACUUCUCUUUAACAGCUAAGCGGUUCUCUUCUGUCUCGUUAGGUACACGACGUUGUAGUACAUUGAAUGUCUUAUGUGUUGCUUAGAGUUAGACAUACCAUGUUUAUUUAUUUCCUAAUUUAUAAUAAGUAGUUUUAGAAAAUUAAAAUGUAUAACAUUAUAGUGAUAAGGACAUCAAUAUUGGACUUCAAAUAAAAAUCAAAUAAGC